Molecule: messenger RNA, 1286 nt
Organism: Lolium perenne
Lineage: Eukaryota; Viridiplantae; Streptophyta; Magnoliopsida; Poales; Poaceae
Molecular function (GO): nucleotide binding
Source: RefSeq, a predicted model, not a curated record
CCCACCACGCAUCCACUCCUUACUUGUCACUCGAAAGUCGAAACCCCGUCCAGAUUCUUUCGGAGAGACGCAAGUGGGAGGGAGAGAGGCAGCCAUGGCGGCGGCGGUGGUGAGGUACGGCAUAGUUGGGGUGGGGAUGAUGGGUAGAGAGCACCUCCAAAACCUCGCCCACCUCGCCGGAGAAGUCGAGCGGGAGCAGUCCGUCCGCGUCCGGGUCACCUGCCUCGCGGACCCCCACCCGGAGUCCCUCCUCCUCGGCCUCCGCCUCGCCGCCGAGCUUGGCCUCCCAGCUCCGCAGACAUUUUCAGGUCACCGCGAGUUGUUGGACAGCGGGCUAUGUGACGCCGUUGUUGUGUCGUCGCCAAACAUGACACACUGUGAAAUACUCAUGGAUAUCAUUGGUUGCGCCAGGCCACACCAUGUUCUUGUUGAGAAGCCUUUGUGCACCACGGUACAGGACUGUAAGAAGGUCAUAGAAGCUGCUAAACAGAGACCGGACAUACUUGUGCAAGUUGGAUUAGAGUACAGGUAUAUGCCUCCGGUGGCUAAGCUGAUAGAUAUUGUUAAAAGUGGUACACUAGGGCAUGUCAGAAUGGUGGCUAUCCGUGAGCACCGAUUUCCUUUCCUUGUUAAGGUGAACAACUGGAAUAGGUUUAAUUGCAACAGUGGGGGGACUCUGGUUGAGAAGUGCUGCCACUUUUUUGAUUUGUUGAGAUUGUUUGCAGAUGCGAACCCUAUUCGUGUGAUGGCCUCUGGAGCUAUUGAUGUUAACCACAAAGAUGAGAUUUAUGAUGGAAAGGGUGAGGCUUUUGUUCCACAGAGCAUUGUGAGGGUUGGGAAACGAGCAGGAGGCAGAGAUGGAGUGGAAACGGUAAAGGCUGAAGAUGACCGAAUCAAGUACCAGGGGCUCCACCAUGGAUCUAGCUACUUGGAGCAUCUCAAUUUCUUUUUUGCCAUCAGAGGUCAAGGUGCCUGUUGCCCAACUAUCAGCUUGGAUGACGGUUUACUAUCUGUUGCGAUCGGCGUGGCUGGACAGUUGUCGAUUGAGAAAGGCCGCUUUGUCACCAUUGAUGAGGUGCUAUGAAGCUGAUAGUCAGCUCUUUGUCGAUGCACUGUAUAUUUUACACUGCUAGCUCUACUCAACGAACGCUGCAACAGUUGUGUACAUCUGUAAUAGCAGAAGCUUUUUUUCCUCAACAAGCACGCAUGGGGUAAUUGCUUGUAUUGUGCAGUAUGUAGACUGUUACGUAAGGCAUAAAUGGAUUGAAUGAAAUCUAAUCUUGUUC